CAGGAUGCAGGCUGACUGGCUGAGAUGCUCCGGAAAUUCUUUCUAUUACCAAUUACUGAUUUUCUGUACAAAGUAUUACUGCGAUCUGAAAUUCGCGGGCAUUCAAAAUUUCCAGACAUUAUAAACCCUAGAAACAUAAACCCAAAUUUUUUCUUAAACCUCCUGCACUUGCGGGGUUCUGCCUGAAAUGCAAGCAAACAUGCACGCGUUUCGUUUAAUUCACGCUCAAAAGCACCUAAUUAAUCUCUCCACACGCCUUUCUUGUAAGUAUUCUCUAAACCCUAAUUUUCACCCCCAAUCCCACACUACCCCACAAAGAUCUAUUCACUUCACAAAUCACUUGAAUAGCUGGACCAGUUUUAAUUCAGAACCCAAAAGUGACACUAAGGUCACUGCUAUAUAUGACCCCAUUACUGGCAGUCUUAUAACACAGAGAGUGAGUAAUGUUUACGAUAAUGAUGACGAAAAUAAGCAAGAAGUUCCGAUUGUUUCGGGUGAUGGAGAUGGUAAUGAUAGGACUUUUGGGGUUGGUAAGAAGGGAAAUUUAAGAAGUGGGCCGACAAGUUGGAAGAAUUUUGGGGCUGUUUCGGGUGGUGGGAAGAAGAAAGGGAAGGUGAAGACUAGUUGGGUUUGUGAGAGUUGUGGGUAUUCGGAUGGGCAGUGGUGGGGUUCGUGUCGUUCGUGUGAUGGUGUCGGUACGAUGAAGCGGUUUUCGGAGGGUGAUGGGGGAGAAGGGAGGAUAUCUAGUGGGUUUGGGGUUUCAGAGAAAGUGAUGGGAACGUGGUUGCCGCAGCAGGCUGGAGAUAUUGGUCCAGUGAGGUUGACGGAUGUGAAUAGGGGUGUUGAUCAGAAAGAGUGGAGGAUUCCCUUGUCUGGACUAUUUGGAAAUGAAGUUUCUAGGGUUCUUGGUGGUGGUCUUGUUCCAGGUUCUCUGGUCUUAGUUGGCGGUGAUCCUGGUGUUGGCAAAAGUACAUUGUUAUUACAGAUUGCUGCAAUAAUCUCAGAAGGGCAUGAGAUGCGACAAUCAGCUCCAGUGGUUUAUAUAUCUGGUGAAGAGAGUAUUGACCAAAUUGGAAACAGGGCAGAUCGAUUGAGAAUAGGGACUGAAGAACUAUUCUUGUAUUCCAGUACAGAUGUCGAGGACAUUCUGGAAAAAGCUCAGCCACUCUCUCCUCGGGCUUUAAUUGUAGAUUCGAUUCAGACAGUAUUUCUGAAAGGUGUGACUGGAAGUCCUGGAGGUCUCUCUCAGGUGAAAGAAUGCACCUCAGCGUUGCUGAGGUUUGCUAAGAAAACAAACAUCCCUGUGUUCUUGAUUGGUCAUGUAAAUAAGUCAGGAGACAUUGCUGGACCUCGUGUCUUGGAACACAUUGUUGAUGCUGUUUUAUACCUUGAAGGUGAAAAACAUUCAUCUCAUCGGUUGCUUCGGUCUGUAAAAAAUCGUUUUGGAUCUACUGAUGAGCUUGGAGUUUUUGAAAUGUCUCAAUCAGGAUUGCAAGCUGUUACAAACCCGAGUGAGAUAUUCUUAAGUCCGCAGCAAAUAGAUUCGGAGGUUUUAGCAGGACUUGCAGUCACUGUAAUUAUGGAUGGUUCCCGAUCUUUUGUUCUAGAAAUUCAGGCACUUUGUGUAGCUAGCUCAACAAAUUCAAGGCAGGUCACUGGUCUUCAUACAAGCAGAGCAGACAUGAUAAUUUCAGUUCUUAUGAAGCAAGCUGGCCUAAAGCUCCAAGAAAAUGGCAUCUUUUUGAAUGUUGUCAGUGGAUUGACUGUAAGUGAGACUGCUGGUGAUCUUGCAGUAGCAGCCGCAAUAUGCAGCAGUUUCUUGGAAUUUCCUAUACCCCCAGGUGUGGCAUUCAUUGCAGAAAUUGGCCUCGGCGGUGAACUGCGCACGGUACAGAGAAUGGAGAAGAGGGUAAUCACAGUGGCAAAGCUAGGAUAUAAAAUGUGUGUCGUCCCCAGUUCAGCUGUGAAAUCUCUUUUAGAUUCUCUGUCGACCCAAGAUUUAAUUAAAAUGGAGAUAUUGGGCUGCCGAAAUCUGAAAGAGGUGAUUAACCAUGUAUUUAGGUGAUCUAUAUAAGAUGCAGGAUCUUGAGCAAUUUAGUUGUGGGGGCUAGAUUGGAACAACUUGUAAGCUAUUAGUAGGGGCUUAAAAUUUUGUAUAAAGAUUCCGUGUCAAAGUGAGUCCUACUGGUCUCUGUGUAUGUAGUCCCACUAGUCUCAUUACCCAUUCAACAUCGUAUGGAGAAUCAUGUACAUAGUUUAGGACUAAGCAAAAUAGAAUCACAAUGUAAUGGCACGCACUGAGAAACCGAAUAGAAAGUUGUAUAAGUGGUGCAUACAAUAUUAUCAUUUUAUUGUAAGUUUGUAACCUCAUCUGCACAGCCCUGUGCUGGGUGUUUGGUUCGAUAACUGUAUACCCUGAAGUUUCUAGUUUA
Molecule: messenger RNA, 2432 nt
Organism: Daucus carota subsp. sativus
Lineage: Eukaryota; Viridiplantae; Streptophyta; Magnoliopsida; Apiales; Apiaceae
Exons: 15
Coding region: 188-2065 (625 amino acids)
Biological process (GO): recombinational repair
Molecular function (GO): ATP hydrolysis activity; ATP binding; damaged DNA binding
Source: RefSeq, a predicted model, not a curated record